Molecule: messenger RNA, 7626 nt
Organism: Bursaphelenchus okinawaensis
Lineage: Eukaryota; Metazoa; Nematoda; Chromadorea; Rhabditida; Aphelenchoididae
Source: the annotation of a GenBank genome assembly
AUGAGCUCGACUACAGCUUGGUACAAUAGUUUUUUGAACAAUACUGUGCUACCGCCAACGAAUCAACGGCUAAACUUGUCGAAGCCAACCGGCUAUGCGUUUUCAGUUGCUACGAUCGACUUCAAAGAGGUAGGACAAAUAUUUUUUUGGCUUUCUUGACCAUCAUAGUCUGUUUGUUCUUAUUCUAUUAACAGUUUUGGCAAAAAGCCAUUUUAACUCACAAAAAUGUUAUGUUAUAAUACAUACUAGCCUAACACAACAUUGCGAAAUCCUUCCACCUGUUUCCUUAUUAGUAAAUAGCUAAAAAAAGUAAUACGUAUUCUUUUUCACAAAAAAAAUACUCAUACUAUUUCAAGUUACAAUUACCAAUUACCGGUAAUUAGCUUUUCAAAAGUACAUUAAUGUAAUUAGUGUACAUACCUUUAUGAAUAACAUAUUAAAAAGGGUUAUUUCAAAGCAAACAUAAUAACAAUCUAACAGCUUCCGUUAAACUGUUUUUAAAGUAAAGCAGACUAAAUUAGACCAAUUGCGUGCAAAACAUCACAUUUUUUAACAUUACACUUGGUUGAUGUUACACAUGCCAAUAAAUAACUGUAAAUAAUUUGAUUUUUGUUGCAGACGGUCAAAUCUUUUUGAACACUUAGUGAAAAUACCUAGAAAUAUAACAAAAAUAAGAAAAAUCACUUACCAAAGCAGCAACUAAAGUUACAUCCAAAAUGAUUUCAGCUGCCUCAUGAAAGUGCCUUUGACAUCAGUAUUUUCUUCUUCGAUCCCGUAACCAAAGCAUUUUUCGGAAAUCAAUACAUCAGCGAAGUCAAAAAAGGUACAGGAACCGACAAUCUUCAUUUCCAUGAAUCUACGUUCUUCUCCGGCUCACAACAACCUGAUAAAGUUGUGUUGGUGAUCGAGCUGGUGAAGAGAGAAAGAAAAGCUUUGGUUUACGGAUUUACUGUUGUGCCAUUGUUAUCGAAAUCAUAUGCUUUGACUGAUUUUUCGGCUUCUAACUCCAGGAACUUCCCUUGGAGGCGGUAAGUUUACAAAUCUUCGUUCGACGGAUUUUUGUUCAGACAUUUCGUCAAACUUUAUUGGAAAAGUAGACGGAGUGCCACAAACUUUAUUGGCCGGACAAGAAUUUGUUUUUGGUGUUUUACAUUACUGUUAUUGUAUUUUUGUCGUAUUUUUAAAGAGUUUCAUGUUGUUAUUAUUUGCAAAAGUACACAUGAAAGUCUUGAAUUUCAUUCAUAUUGUUUUAGAUACCAAUUUUUCAAAGGAUCAUGCAAAAUCUUGUUGAAUUGCGACGGACCAUUGGAAGAAAACCCAAACCUUGUCAAGCUGAACACCUUUCUAAACUGUGUAGUCCAAACUCAUCAACAGCUGAACGAUCAUCUUCAGUUUCUCCCGGAUUAUUAUAUUGUUGGGCCGAAACAGAAGAUUCCUGGCUUUGUUUCUGCUUCUGAAGGCCUUCAGCUGGCUAAUCCGCAGAUCCUGGAGAUGUAUACGGCUGUACUGGAUAAUGUUGAAGUGGGUUUUAUCAGAUAUAAACGGAUUACCUGGGAUUAAAAAUAAGAUUGAAAAUGGUAUAAUUCUAUAAGGAAUCUUAAUUUAUUGGCAUGUGUAAUAUAAAAAUUCAAUUUUAAAAAUGAUACUGUAGUAAAGGUACGUACUUUGUGGCCUAAAAUGAAAGAUUAUAGAUUUUGUAUACUGCUGCACAUAUUGAAGAACAGAUUCUGGAGCUUCUGAACAAAGAACGAUGCUUCAACAUGAACAAGUCACCUUCAGAUGCCACUGUGAAACCAUUGAGUGUUACCGACAGACGGUGUAGAAUUGGUGUUCACAAUAGCAUUACUUUUGUAGAAGAGCCUUUGAAAUUUGAUUUGUCAAGUGGGCAUGGUGCUUUAACUGGAAGACAGCCAAAAGGGUGUAGAAAUGCUUCGUAAGUUCAUCUGAUGGCUAGUGUAAUAUGGGAAAUCGUUCAUAUCUCUUGGAUAUGGUAUUAUAUUGGUUUUUAUAGUAUUGUAUCUUCUAAAACAGACCAUCCGCUUUAGAUUAAGUUUAAUUUCACUAGUCUCUUUUAGACAUGUAAGCAGUUAUUACUUAAACAACACGGUGAAGCUGUCAAAACUCUUUGAAGACGAUAAAUGCGCUUUGAUUUUCAUGUUUGAGUAUCAAGUUGGAGUCCGACGAGCAAAUAACAUUAGCACGGAUACUCAAUGGCUUCUAAUAUGUUGGAAUGCAUGGUGUCCAUACAGUAAUGGCGCCUUUAAACAGGCAGAUACGAUCACAUUGCCUUUGGUUGGAGGUGCGCGGCCAAAUCCAUUGGAUGUUUUGUGUUUUAAACAUUUGUCGAAGUUGAAGAAGGAUAAUGUUCUGGGGGCGGAGAACGCUCAGAUCAGGAUUAGGUUCAACUAUGGCAUGGUUGGGGUGAGUUAUGAAGGGAUAAGUUGAUUUAUCUUUGAUUUUUUGGCAAAAUUGGCUAUAUUUUAUGGAAAAAAAAUAUUUUUAAUAGGAUUUAAAAGGAAAAUGAAUAAGACUCUUUUGUCAAACGCUCGUAAAUAUAUUGUUAUACAUUUUUACUACAAUAUUUUUCAGGAUUCAUCUCACUUCUCACCGCUACCAAGCCGUUUAUCAACUCCGAAGCCAGUUCCACGACGUUUAAAACAAGAAACUGUUGUUAUACAGGAUUCUGAAGAUGAACUGCCAUUGAAAAGUCUAGAAAGAAGGUCGACGUCAACUUCUGCGACUUCAAAAACAUCUCCAAUGAUCAGUAGGAAGCAAGCAGAGAAAGUAGUUGAAGCUGAAGUUGAAUAUGAAGGUCGUGCUGAAUCUCCAGAAGUCAUUCUGAAGCCGGCUUCUGUUAGCAGACGAAAAGAUGUUUUGUUGGAGGCUGAGGACUUUUCUGAAUAUACUAUUGCAUCUCCAGGGAGUCCUAGGUAAGGGUUUUUUAUAAAUUUGAGUUUUGAAAAAAUUAAAUUUUAUUUUUUUGGGGAUACUGUAACAAUAAUUUUUUGAGGUUACUGUAACAAAAACAAGGUUAAUUUUCUAGAACAUCAUUGAUGUCACGCGGAGCUAGAGCAUAUUUUACAAAAACGUCAAUACCUCAGAUUCUGGAUCGGCACGGUAAGGCGCUACGGCAUGUUGACAUAGGUAAUCUACCUGACCACAAUUUGAACUUGGAAUACAAUACAAGAUUGGAUACUCAUGAGAUUGUGUUACAGUUUAUUGGGGUUACAUUGUAAGUUAUUUUUUAUCAUGAUGUGAGUUUUACCUAGCGUCAAAGAAAUUCAUGUACCUAGUGUAUUAGUAUGUUAUAGUAGGUUUAGUUUACUACUAUUAUACGUUAAAUUAAUGUAAAAUACGGUGAUGCUAAAGAUUUUUGGUUAAAAUAUUACAGGGUAACAAAUGACGUUUACAAACAUCCAACAGGAAAUUUGAAAUGCUUUUUCACAUUUCAAUUCUACAGAUUCAAUCAAAUUGGCACUGAGAUGUAAGUUAUCAUUUUUUGGUCGAUUUUCAGUAAAAGAACUAAAAGUGAAUAAAAAAUUAAAGUCAUGGCUUUAGGCAACAAAUAAUUGUAUUUUCAAUGAAUUUUUUUUAAAAAUUUUUUUAAAAUAUUUUUUAGGUUAUCAGCAAUACCAGGUAUCGACUUCAAGAAAGGAGAUCCGUUGAUAUUGAAGAGAAUUGAUGAAAAUGGAGCUUCUAUUGGUGACACUGAUGGUCUAAUGGUAUGAAUGGCUUUGUAAAGGACUGAAAUGACUUUUUUUUUAUUUUGACAUUACACGUUUUGUCAUUUUAUAAUUUUUAGCUAAAAACCAAAAAAAAAGUUUUUAAUUUUCAAGCUUUAGGCUUAUAAAAAGUUGAUUUUUAUAAUUUUAGUUAAUAAAUUUCUUAUCUUUAGAUGAGAUUUGUGAUUGAUAGAUACUCUACCAUAAAUUCACAUGAUUUUGCAAACUUUUUGGCAAAAGGAAACUUGUUCAUCGACGUCUGGGAUGCGGAGUCCUUGAUGCAUAUGGGUACAUGUACGGUGCCAUUGAAGGUAAUUUUUAUGGUUUGAGCAGUAACUUGAAUAUAUGAGUUGUUAAUGUAAUUUCGGUUGGUUUCAUUUUUGUACGGUUUAAAGAAGCUUAGUUCUAGGGGUUAGAAACGCUGUAACUUUGAAGUUUUUGGUCUUUUUAAGGCAAAAAUGUCAUUGUUAUUGAAUUUUUGAUACUACGGUUAUGUCAAAAUAAGAAAACGUUUUUUCAAAUUUAAAAACAAGUAAAAAAGGCUCUGACAGUACGAAUACGUCUAGCGCACAUGGUUAAUAUGCGGACAAAAGUCUCGAUCACAGCCGAGCGGAACCGAACCCGCGUCUCGAAGGCGUGUUAGUCCGAGCGCACUCCCACUGAACUAUAAAAACACGGGUGCUUUCUUGAUUUAUUUACGCUUUUAGGCUUUGUUGAGGAAUGGAACGGAUGGAGUUCAAGCGGACAUUCAAGCCAGUGCGAUUCAAAGUGGUUUUCCAUUAAGUGAGCCUACUGUAACAUCAGUUUUGUUCUUGAGAAUGGCUAAUGUUGGACAUCCGACGUUGAAUCAGUUUGGUAAGGGUUGUAAAGAAAGUUAUUGCGGUUUUGCUAAAACUUUAAGAGAAAUAAACUAAUUUUUCAAUUUUAUUUGUGAUUUAUACGUAUUUUACAUCAAAUAUUGCAGAUAUAUUGAACAGUCACAACAAAUCGGUCGUAUCUUCAUUCAGAUUGCCACGGCUGACUAUGUCAACAUCAGAUAGCCGAUUCAAAGCAAAACCAUUGGAAUCUAUUCAUGAAUCUGCCUUACAAAGGCUUUUUGUUGCGCAGAAGUAUGAUUUUUUUUUAAAUUUUGAAAAUUGAUCAAAAAGUCUAUGGCAAUUGGUUUCUUCAUCAAAUUUUAUGUUAUUUUAGGCGUUUUUUGUUAAUAUCGAUCAAAAAAAGUUGAUUUUUGUUUUGUUUUUUACUUUGUUUCACCGUAUGACAUUCGUUGUUAAGUUCUAAAGUAAUGUACGCUUCCAGAAUUGACAUAAAACAACGAGAACAAGACAUAUUUGGAGACCAAAACCUAUAUCUUCUCGAAAACUGGGAGAAGCUAAAGCAAAAAACUGAACUCAAGUCCAAUGUCAAGAUGAAAAAGUUUAUUUUCAAAGAAGAAUUAGAAGCAUACAAGCGAUUAAGAAGUGAAAACAAGGCCAUGAAGUUGUUAAAGACUAUAUUCGACGCUAUUACACAUCGAAAAACGGUAUUUUUGAAGAAAGGGGAGGUUCAUUUCUUCGAAUUUCGACUAAAAAACACGUUCGCUCAACAUAUUGAUGUUGUUAUUGAUUUAAACUCGAGUAAAUUACAAGUGGUGACCAACCAUGAUGAGUUGAAGUAUGUUGAACAAAGAUUGGGGAUGAAGUUUGAAAAAGAUUUGGUCAAGGGUAUUGAUGGUGAAUAUCACCUUUAUUUGAAGUCGAUGGAAACUCUGGCGAUUCCUUUUAAGGUGGAUUGUUUCGAGCUGAAUGAGAUGGAGAAUAAUCAGGCUUUUGAGGUUAAGGUAAAGGAUUUUGGGCGUUAUGGAGUCUUAUUUGAUGUUUUUGGAAUAAAAUACUUUUAUAUAGUUAUCUAAACUACUAUAAUAUCUUUUUCUUUUAAUUUUUUGAAAAAUUCAGUUUUAGUUAUAUAUAUUGUUAUAGGCAAUCUUCAAGAGCUCCGAAAAUGGUGAACCAAUAUCAAUAUUGGAGUUGAAUUGUCACAAGUUUAACACAAUUACCAGUCAAUCAUUCAGAUGGUUUUUGGAGGAAAAUCAAAAGUUUGCCAGGGUUGUUAGGCUUUCAAGUAAGAUAUUAUGAUAACAAGCUUAAUUUAAAUUUUUUAAUUGAAAAGUUUAAACUUUAUGAAUUUUUGAGCUGUUUUAGCUGUUUUUCAAAGAAUUUUUAGCAUUUUUUAAAGAUUUUUAUUUAUUUUACUGAUCCUAAACUAUUUUUAAAAAUUUUAUAAAACAAUCUCAUUUCAGCCCAAACCAGAAUUCAAUCCUUGCGAUGUACAGACCCAAACGUGCUAUGCCUACUUCGAAACAAUCCGACUUCAGGCCAAGAGAUUGUGUUAUCAGGCUUCUCCAGUGAUUCUCCAUUUUGUUUGGAGUUUCAAAUUUACCUUUUCAAAGACGUCUUUCACUCCGAAUUGGCAUUAACAUUGUCAAUCACGGCACAUUCGUUAAAACGCCUGAAUGUUCAGACGAUUCAAGGGCAGGCUUCAAGGAUUCCAAUGUGUUUUGGGUAAGGUUUUGAUUGGUUUUUGAUGUUUUAGAGGAAUGGGACUUCGGUAUGGAUGUUUUUAGUAUAAUAUUGUUGAAUUUGCUUUUUGAUACUCUUGGUAAAUGGGUACAAAAGAGUUUUUGAUAUUAUUGGUACUGGAAGAUUAUUUUUUAAUUUUUAAAUUUUCAUAAUAAUGUUUUAAGUUCUUUAGAAAUGACAUAGAGCUAACGAAUACCAUGGUAAAGCUCUUUUCAUCUUCGAAAUGCCUUACAAUUCAACCGACCGACAACAUAUUCAUCGAUGAGAUGAUAGCCAAGAAUAUGAAGGCUGUGGUACGACCUAACUUUCAAGGUAUGGGCUUGUAGUACUUAAAAUUUUUAUGUUAUUAUUGUAUGAUCUUGUAGUACUUAAACAUUUUUGUUUUACUUUGUAUGGCCUUAUAAUACUUAAAAAAUUCGUUUUACUAUGGUAUUACCUUGUAAUACUUACAUAUUUCAUUUUAUAAUACUAUGGUAUGACGUUCUAGUGCUUAAAUUUUCAUUUUAUCUAUAAUAUGACAGAGUAACGUAAAAUUUCAGAACGAAAAGCGAUUAUCGUGACGGCUGUGGAUGCGAAUCUUCGAAAACUCCUCACCGGCUGGCUGUUCUACGUGUUUGUCACCAAACCGAACAUUGUAAAAACUUUUAGAGUUGAAAUUCCGCUAAAUGCAAGGGAGAGGAUUAGCAAGGUAGGAUAUUAUCAUGAAUAAUAUCGAUAAUUAAAAGAUGAUGUCAUUUACAGAUUUACGUUAUGUUAAAGGUGGUUAAUGUAAAUUAAGAUGAUAUCUCAUAGACUAAACUUUAAAAAGGAGUAUAUACAACUAUUAAAAGACUUUUUAAAUUUAAAAAGGAUCGUCUAAAAUUAAAAAAAUGAAGUUUUUAGUAGUUAUGACCUGUUUUUCAGAGAAUACCAGUCGACAAUCGAUACCCAAGCACGAAAACCUUUAGGGUAUGUAGUUCAAAUGACAAGAUCUUGACAAUAGAACAAGAUACGAUUGAAAUUGAAGGCGAUUCAUCAAAGAACAUCAACGUUUUCUUUAAUCCAGCUGCUUCCAAUCGACCUUUCACUGUUAAUGUAAGUGUUUUGGCUGUUUUUUCAAUUUUUCUAUAUGAAAACUGAGUUUUUAUGUUAGUUUAUAUGUUUAGAACUUAAAGCUUUAUUUGGUUUGAUGUUUUAUUUGGUAAUUACAUUGUAAAUUUGUUUUAAAAAAUUAUUUUGAAGCUUAUCUCCAGUAAGACUUGUGUUAAUGUAUAAUAUAAAGCAACUUUCAGGAACUGUUUUACGUUGAAAAUGCUCAAAAUGGAAGUCAAGAAGAAGCAUACUCUCUAGAGAUUAUUUAUCAGUAA